Messenger RNA from Pichia kudriavzevii, 984 nucleotides. RefSeq lists its product as uncharacterized. NCBI's taxonomy places the organism in Eukaryota, Fungi, Ascomycota, Pichiomycetes, Pichiales, Pichiaceae. Gene Ontology annotation, biological process: monoatomic ion transport; mitochondrial transmembrane transport. The transcript has a single exon. Gene Ontology annotation, molecular function: monoatomic ion transmembrane transporter activity. The coding region runs from base 1 to 984 and encodes 327 amino acids. The record is from RefSeq and is a predicted model, not a curated record. Gene Ontology annotation, cellular component: mitochondrial inner membrane.
AUGGCAUCUUCUGUUCCAGGUCCAAUUCCUUUACCAGACUCUCGUCAUGAUUUGAGCACCUAUUUAGGAAGAGUAAAGCAUUGUGCUGAAAUAUCAGACCCAACGAUGCUUUUGACAACUUCAAAGGAUAUCGAAGAAUCAAAACGUCUUAUUUGGGACUACAAAAAUGGAUUGAUUCCUGAGAUGACACCUAAGCUUUGGCGUGCUAAAAAGAUCUUAGAUUCCUCGAUUCAUCCAGAUGAUGGUAAAACAGUUUUAUUACCGUUUAGAAUGUCUAGUUGUGUCCUUUCAAACUUGGUUGUUACCGCCGGCAUGUUAACUCCUGGUUUGGGUAACAUGGGUACAUUAUUCUGGCAAGUUGCGAAUCAAUCUUUAAACGUCGCCAUCAACACUGCAAACGCUAAUAAAUCACAUCCAUUGACUACCAAACAAAUGGCUACAUCGUAUCUUAUGGCUGUCGGUGCCUCUUGUGGUGUGGCUCUAGGUUUAAACUCUAUCGUUCCGAAGCUGAAAAAUGUAUCAGCAAAUACGAAGUUGAUUCUCGGUAGACUGGUUCCAUUUGCCGCUGUCGUUUCAGCUGGUAUUGUCAAUGUAUUCUUAAUGAGGGGUCAAGAAAUCAGAAAAGGUAUUUCCGUUUUUGAUGAGGAUGGUAAUGAUUUAGGAACUUCCAAAAGAGCUGCAUUUAAAGCAGUCGGUGAAACUGCUCUUUCAAGAGUUAUAAAUGCUACUCCAAUCAUGGUUGUGCCGCCACUUCUAUUAGUUCAAUUACAGAAGUCGGUGCUGAGAAACAAAUCUCUUGGUGUUGUUACUGCAGCUAAUAUUGGUUUGAUUUUCACCACAUCGUUAGUUGCCCUACCAUUUGCUUUAGCUGUUUUCCCGCAAAAAAGAAUCGUUGAUCCUUCCUCCUUAGAACCGCAAUUCCAUAAUCUUAAGAAUAAGGAAGGAAAAUUAAUUACUUCUGUCUGGUUCAACAGAGGUAUUUGA